Oxyura jamaicensis (ruddy duck) is the source of this 4434-nucleotide messenger RNA. It is a transcript of the gene MAN1A2, whose product is annotated as mannosidase alpha class 1A member 2. The transcript has 13 exons. Gene Ontology annotation, cellular component: extracellular exosome; endoplasmic reticulum; Golgi membrane. Gene Ontology annotation, biological process: carbohydrate metabolic process; N-glycan processing. The record is from RefSeq and is a predicted model, not a curated record. Lineage: Eukaryota; Metazoa; Chordata; Aves; Anseriformes; Anatidae. Gene Ontology annotation, molecular function: calcium ion binding; mannosyl-oligosaccharide 1,2-alpha-mannosidase activity. The coding region runs from base 198 to 2129 and encodes 643 amino acids.
CCUCACAGCCUUCAGCCCGCUCCUCCGAGAGGGCGCCCGCGGGGAGGAUGGUGAAGCCGCCGCCGGCCCCCGCGCCGGGCCGGGAGGCGACCGAGGCGAGCCGGGCCCCGGCAACCCUCCGCAGGGGGUGAGAGGUGCCGGCGCCCGCCGCGGCGGGGCGUGAGGCUGCGCCCCGCGGGGUGGUCGCUGUCGGAAGGAUGACCACCCCCGCCCUGCUGCCGCUGUCCGGGCGGAGGCUGCCCCCCCUGAACCUUGGGCCGUCGUCUUUCCCGCACCACCGAGCUACCUUGAGACUCUCGGAGAAAUUUAUCCUGCUCCUUAUUCUUAGUGCCUUCAUCACGCUGUGCUUCGGAGCGUUCUUCUUCCUGCCCGACUCCUCGAAGCACAAACGCUUUGACCUGGGUUUGGAGGAUGUGCUCAUUCCCCACGUGGAUACCAGCAAAGGGGGCAAAAACCUCGGAGGCUUCCUGAUCCACGGGCAAGGACACGAUGAGCAUCGGCACAGAGAAGAAGAGGAACGUCUGAGAAAUAAGAUCCGAGCAGAUCAUGAAAAGGCUCUGGAAGAGGCUAAGGAGAAAUUGAAGAAAUCACGUGAUGAGAUACAAGCUGAGAUUCAGACAGAAAAGAACAAAGUAGUGCAAGAGUUGAAAAAGAAAGACAGCAAGCCACUGCCCCCUGUUCCUUUACCAAAUCUUAUAGGGAUAAACAGUGGAGAACCAGCAGACCCGGAUAUUCGAGAGAAGAGGAACAAAAUUAAAGAGAUGAUGAAGCAUGCCUGGGACAAUUAUAGGCAAUAUGGAUGGGGACAUAAUGAGCUCAAACCAAUUGCCAGGAAAGGACAUUCCACCAACAUAUUUGGAAACUCACAAAUGGGUGCUACCAUAGUAGAUGCACUGGAUACUCUUUAUAUCAUGGGGCUUCAUGAUGAAUUCAGAGAAGGACAAGAGUGGAUUGACAAAAAUCUUGAUUUCAGUGUGAAUUCUGAAGUGUCUGUAUUUGAGGUCAAUAUUCGCUUCAUUGGUGGUCUUCUAGCAGCAUACUACCUUUCAGGCCAAGAGGUUUUCAAGAUCAAAGCAGUGCAGCUGGCAGGAAAACUUCUUCCAGCCUUCAACACGCCUACAGGUAUACCAUGGGCAAUGGUGAAUCUGAAAAGUGGAGUGGGUCGAAACUGGGGCUGGGCUUCCGCAGGAAGCAGCAUCCUUGCUGAGUUUGGUACUCUACAUAUGGAAUUUGUCCACCUCAGCUAUUUGACAGGGGACCCUGUGUAUUACAACAAGGUCAUGCACAUUCGGAAGUUACUUCAAAAAAUGGAUCGUCCUAAUGGACUUUAUCCAAAUUAUUUGAAUCCAAGAACAGGCCGAUGGGGUCAGCAUCAUACGUCAGUGGGUGGGCUGGGAGACAGUUUUUAUGAAUAUUUAUUGAAAGCCUGGCUUAUGUCAGACAAGACGGACACAGAAGCAAGGAAAAUGUACGACGAUGCAAUUGAGGCCAUAGAAAAACAUCUCAUCAGAAAGUCCAAUGGAGGACUGACCUUCAUUGGGGAGUGGAAGAAUGGGCACCUUGAAAGAAAGAUGGGCCAUUUGACCUGUUUUGCAGGGGGAAUGUUUGCCCUUGGAGCAGAUGGUUCCCGAGAUGACAAAGCUGGACAUUACUUGCAGCUUGGAGCUGAAAUUGCACAUACUUGUCAUGAAUCAUAUGACAGAACAACAUUAAAGCUGGGUCCAGAAGCAUUCAAAUUUGAUGGUGGUGUAGAGGCGGUGGCAGUGCGGCAGAAUGAGAAGUACUACAUCCUAAGACCAGAGGUGAUUGAGACCUACUGGUAUAUGUGGAGAUUCACCCACGAUCCCAAGUACAGGCAGUGGGGCUGGGAGGCAACACAGGCCAUCGACAAGUAUUGCCGAGUCAGUGGUGGCUUUUCUGGUGUCAAGGAUGUCUAUUCCUCAUCUCCUACAUAUGAUGAUGUACAGCAGAGCUUUUUCCUUGCUGAAACUUUGAAGUAUUUGUAUCUGCUUUUCUCCAAUGAUGACCUUCUCCCGUUAGACAACUGGGUUUUUAACACAGAAGCUCAUCCUCUGCCUGUUUUACAUUUAGCGAACACCACACUUUCAGGAAAUCCUGCUUAUCGAUAAAAUCAGCUCUAAGAAGAGGAAGAGAGACUUUUCAGCUCUGUUUUGUUUACAUGGACCACUUGAAACUUUAAGCAGGAGAGGAGAAAGACACUUGAUAAAUCUAGACCUCCGAGUCAAGUACAGGCGUGAGAAACAAAGCCCUUCAACAUAUAGAUAAGUAAAACUGAAAAAAAAGUUCUGUUUUAUAUAUGACCAAAACACAUUAGUGUGGUAUUUGCAGGACAGAGACUUCAUGUGCUUUGAACCCUCACAAGAGAUGGAAUCUACUGUUUAACAUAAAUGCAACAGUGUAAGGAAGAAGAGGUUUUCCUGUUCAGCAACAGAAACUUGCUGCUGCUGCUGUUGGCUGUUGCAAGGAACAGUACACCAGUCACCUCUUCAAAUUGGGUGGGUUCCAAAUACUUAGAUUUUUUUUUCUUUUUCUUUUAUUUUUUUAUUUGUUUGAUGAUGACAUGAACAAAGCAACAAAAAAAGCAACAUCACUGCACCAGCAGCAUCAGGAUUUGAUUUUUUUUUCUGUACCUGUCUGAAUUUUCUAAGGAUCAUCAGUUUGCCCAGACUGGCAGCCAUUCUCAAUGCCUCUAAACCAUUAAAACUAAACUAUAAAAACUGUUGCCUCCUCAUUUCCCUUUUCAAAACAGUGUUGAAAGCUCUGUGUUGUAUGCUCACAUCCAAAAAACAGUUUGUAAGCAUUUGGUUUGUAGUUCAUUGUCAGCAACAUUAGCUUAGUUCAUUUGGCAUGCUACAGUCACAAAGUGUUGAGCAUAUUGCAGGGGUAGAUAGGAGCCAGUUUCCCUUCCUCACAAAUCCUGUCACAUGGAAAGUCUACAUUCUCUUAUUUUUUCUUGUUUCUUCUAGCCAAAUAUACAGAGAUAACAACAUGAGAAAAGCAGUCUCUCCUGACUUAUAUAGCAGGGUAUAGUAUAUGGCAUUUAAAAAUGCUCCCUUUCUGCUAAGCAGCAGGAGCCUGUUGCUUUAUGUUUUUCCACGCAGUCUGGAUUUUUCCUAAAAAUUAACUUCCUUCUUUGGAUACUAUUCACAGAACCUUAUUUGCAGCUUUGAAAUCCUGACUUAUUUUGUUUCUGCAUGGGACAGAAACCUAAAACUGCCUUUGAUUUAGUUUACAAAACUCCUUUUCUUCUGUUCCAGUGUAAAGCCAACAUGAUUGUUUUUGGAAAUGACAUAACAUCUCUUACGUAUGAAUGGAAAAAGAAACUCCGGAGUCUCUUCUUCCAUUAGUUUAGGAGAAAUGAGAUGCUGUUACCUGCAUGUUUUUUUCUUGAGUACUAGUCUGGCAUAGUCCAAAUCCUUUGAAACUAGGCUGGACAGUAUCAGUUAAGUGGAGUCUGCCUCAGUCUUCACAUACAGUUUUUGCUAAAAGAAAUUUAGCUUUUUCAAGUAUCUCUUCAUUGCCUUUUUCAUUGCCUUUUUUUUUUCUGUUCCAGAAUCCUUACAGCUCACGUGAUUUCUUUUAUUCCCCUUUUAGCUCUCAAAUCCUUUUGCCAUGGUGACUGGCACCUUUGCUGAAAAAGAGCUGUGAAGUGCUUCUUCCCCUCCUAAUUAGUGCACAGGUUGAAUCUUUCAAAAGUCUUGAUUGCAUUUUCAAACUGAAGUGAGUGGAAGAACUCUCUUCAGUAAGCUACAGAAGUACAGCAUCAAGUCUAAAGGCACUAAGUGCUAUUUCGCCCCCUCAAAGAUGCCUAUAUAUGAAGUUUUAUAUAUAAAAGCUUUUCCUCUAAAUCAAAUUAUAAUAUAUCUUACUGUACUUUAAAGUAGGAUUUCCCCUAUAAAAUUUUCCUUCACUCCUCUUUGAUACUAUUUUAGACAUUGCAUUUUUUCUUUGGUCAAGUGAUGAUUUCUAUCAGAUGCUUUUCUCCAGACUGUUCCUUUAGUUUAAGGGGAGGAAGACAUAAAACUUGGAAAACAUUUCAAUCUGAACAUUCUUGCCUUAAUACCAAUUAUUUAGUUACUGUAAUUGGCAGCAGUAUCUUAAAAAUAAUUUAAGAUCUGAUAAAGCAAUUGAUGUACAUAAUACUGUUUCAAGUAAUUGUUUAUAUAAAAUUAGAAAUAACUGGAAGAAAAUGGAAUCUUCUUACUGGUCCGCUAUUUUUUCUAGUUGAGUAUUCAAUGAGUUACUGAAGAGCUAGUCAUUUUCCAUUUUAAAGUUCAGAUAUGUUAUGUUUUCAAAUAGAGUUUUUCCCAUCCCAUUAGAACUGUUAUGAGUUUAAAACUGCACUGGAUUGACUUGUUCUCCUAAAUCUCUCUGAGUACAAAGGAGAAAGAUGAAAAACAAACUCCUCUGUUU